AUGGCUAUCCGAACCAACUACGACAUCGAGAAUGGUCUACUAGAACGACGAUCCAACUACACCCUCAUCGUGCGCACGCUGGCAUAUGUGAACCGAAUCUUGUUGGCACUCAAGGCGGAGGACGUGAACCUCGAACCCGGACUUUCGCCGAACGAAAUCUACGAUGCCAAGCAAGAACUGUUGCAGAAGGGUAAGGAUUUGCCAGCCAAACACAAACUGUCUGCCCUUCACCCCUUCCUGGAUAGCCAAGGAACGAUGCGAGUGGGAGGACGAUUGCAGAAUUCGUCUUACUCAUACGACGUUAAGCACCCAAUUAUACUCCCGGGGAAUAACAAGGUAACCGAAUUGCUGUUGCGAGAUCUUCAUCUGCGAAACCUCCAUGCAGGUCCCACACUGCUCACAGCUACAGUCAACCAACAAUACUGGGUGCUCGGACUUCAGACGGCUGUCCGCUUAACAGUUCAAGGAUGCACGCGUUGCGUUCGACUCAAUGGUAAGACGGCGUCGCAGCUCAUGGGCAGCUUACCGGUGUCUCGGGUGAUGGGCACUCGAGCAUUCACCCAUGUCGGCGUGGAUUACGCCGGCCCUCUGAAGGUUCAUGCGUCAUGCGUUCGAGGUGUAAAGAUGACCAAGGGCUAUAUCGUAGUAUUCGUAUGUAUGGCGACCAAGGCGGUGCACUUGGAGGUCGCCAGUGACCUCUCGACCAACAUGUUCAUUUGUGCUCUGAAGCGAUUUAUUUCACGGAGGUCUCAUCCUAACGAGAUUUGGUCGGAUUGUGGCACAAACUUCGUUGGGACCGACCGUUGGCUGAAGGAGAUUCAAACUGCGCGACAGAUCCACAACGAUGCUGCUUGUCGAUUUCUCACCAACUAUGGAAUUAAGUGGGUGUUCAAUCCACCUUCAGCGCCACACCGUGGUGGUAUCUGGGAGGCGGCAGUCAAGAGCGCCAAGAAGCACCUGAUGGCAGUCUUGGGCUCCGAAGCAGCAACGUUUGAAGAACACUCAACGGUAUUGGCGCAGGUGGAAGCGUGCCUGAACUCCCGGCCGCUAUGUCCACUUUCAUCAAAUCCUGACAGCUACGAAGCACUGACCCCAGGACAUUUCCUGGUCGGUCAGUCGAUGAAUCUCAUCCCAGAGCCUGAUGUCCGUCACAUCCCAUAA
This is a messenger RNA of Ochlerotatus camptorhynchus, 1161 nucleotides long. RefSeq lists its product as uncharacterized. Lineage: Eukaryota; Metazoa; Arthropoda; Insecta; Diptera; Culicidae. The transcript has a single exon. The record is from RefSeq and is a predicted model, not a curated record. Bases 1 to 1161 code for a protein of 386 amino acids. Gene Ontology annotation, molecular function: nucleic acid binding. Gene Ontology annotation, biological process: DNA integration.